Rhinopithecus roxellana (golden snub-nosed monkey) is the source of this 1345-nucleotide messenger RNA. RefSeq names its product haloacid dehalogenase like hydrolase domain containing 3 (gene HDHD3). The coding region runs from base 417 to 1172 and encodes 251 amino acids. The record is from RefSeq and is a predicted model, not a curated record. Lineage: Eukaryota; Metazoa; Chordata; Mammalia; Primates; Cercopithecidae. The transcript has 3 exons.
GUGAGGGGACAAGGGCGGGGAAAAGGGCGAGGACAGACAGUGGCGUGUGGGAAUGGGAGGAAGGGGCGGCCCGCACGAUCCCCGCCCCGCCUCCCGGUGCCUGCGCACCUCCGCCCCAGCCCGCGGCACUUGCGGCUGCGUUCUCUACCGGCUUCCUUGCAACUCUGUGGAAGAACCGGCCAGAGAGUCUGGAAGUUUGGGUUCUGGUCCUGGCUGUGCCACUGACCCACUGUGACCUUAGGAUCUUGUGCUGUGAAGACAUUUCCCAAUUGCUUCAUGUUAGCCAGCAAAUCUGACCCACAAGGCCUGGAAAGAGGUGAUUGUUAGUUGUGCAGAGGUGGUCUUAUCUAGCUCAGCGUCCCCCUGGGACCCACUGUGGGACCUGAGGCAGAACUGGGGUGGACUUGGCCUCCUCCAUGGCACACCGGCUGCAGAUACGACUGCUGACAUGGGAUGUGAAGGACACGCUGAUCAGGCUCCGCCACCCCUUAGGGGAGGAAUAUGCCACCAAGGCCCGGGCCCAUGGGCUGGAGGUGGAGCCCUCAGCCCUGGAACAAGGCUUCAGACAGGCGUACAGGGCCCAGAGCCACAGCUUCCCCAACUACGGUCUGAGCCAAGGCCUCACCUCCCGCCAGUGGUGGCUGGACGUGGUCCUGCAGACCUUCCACCUGGCAGGUGUCCAGGAUGCUCAGGCUGUAGCCCCCAUCGCUGAACAGCUGUAUGACGACUUCAGCCGCCCCUGCACCUGGCAGGUGUUAGAUGGGGCUGAGGACACCCUGAAGGAGUGCCGCUCACGGGGUCUGAGGUUGUCAGUGAUCUCCAACUUUGACCAACGGCUAGAGGGCAUCCUGGGGGGCCUUGGCCUGCGUGAACACUUCGACUUUGUGCUGACCUCUGAGGCUGCUGGCUGGCCCAAGCCAGACCCCCGCAUUUUCCAGGAGGCUUUGCGGCUUGCUCAUAUGGAACCGGUAGUGACAGCCCAUGUUGGGGAUAAUUACCUCUGCGAUUACCAGGGGCCUCGGGCUGUGGGCAUGCACAGCUUCCUGGUGGUUGACCCACAGGCACUGGACCCCGUAGUCAGGGAUUCUGUACCUAAAGAACACAUCCUCCCCUCUCUGGCCCAUCUCCUGCCUGCCCUUGACUGCCUAGAGGGCUCAAGCCCAGGGCUUUGAGGCCGGUGAGGGAAGUGGCUGGGCCCUAGGCCAUGGAGAAAACCCUAAACAAACCCUGGAGGAGCCUCUCUUUCUCCACAGCUCUGGACUUUCCCCCUCUGCCUGUGGCCUUUGUCACCUAUUCUGAUAAUAAAGCAGUGAGUGCUGAGCUCUCAGCCUUGCCCCACUAACCA